Messenger RNA from Salpingoeca rosetta, 1434 nucleotides. RefSeq names its product methylenetetrahydrofolate reductase. Gene Ontology annotation, cellular component: cytosol. The transcript has 9 exons. Gene Ontology annotation, molecular function: methylenetetrahydrofolate reductase [NAD(P)H] activity; FAD binding. The record is from RefSeq and is a predicted model, not a curated record. The coding region runs from base 186 to 1055 and encodes 289 amino acids. Lineage: Eukaryota; Choanoflagellata; Craspedida; Salpingoecidae. Gene Ontology annotation, biological process: tetrahydrofolate interconversion.
CUCCAAUCGCACAACUUGCGCAUGAGAAAUUCCCCGCACACAGAGCAGCUGCUGACGUGCAACAACGUGGCAGAUACAACAGCACAGCCUGCCUUUGUCGUGCUCGCUGUUGUUACAUUACUGCAACGCUAGAGACGCCAGUCCCUCCUUUUCUCGGUUGUGCCACCCUCUACCAAACCAGCAAGAUGCCUGGAGAGAAGAUUAUCGACCUCAUCACGACGAAGCAAAACGCCAAGGAGAAGUUCAUCUCCUUUGAGUACUUCCCGCCAAAGACGGACGAUGGUGUGAAGUCGCUCAUCGACAGGAUCGGCCGCUACAAGACCCAAGAUGGCUUGUUCAUGGAUAUGACCUGGGGUGCCGGCGGCUCCACGUCAGACCUCACCCUCGACCUGUGCAUUCGCAUGAACAACGAGAUUGGGGUCGAGAGCAACAUGCACCUCACUUGCACCAACAUGGACAAGGAGAAGGUUGACAUUGCCCUUGAGGGCGCGAAGAAGGCGGGCAUCCGCAACAUCGUCGCCCUGCGCGGAGGGUACCCCGAGGGCCACUGCGGGAUGAUCAAGAAGGUUGAGGACGGGCGCGAGCUGACAGAGACGGAGAAGGGACGCAUGGUCCAGAUGGACGACGGCAUCUACGUCUGCUCAGAUGAGGACUUUGAGAAGGAGAUGGACUACCUGCAGCAGAAGAUUGACGCCGGCGCGGAUCUCAUCAUCACGCAGAUGGUGUUUGACGCAGACGUGUACGAGUCGUUUGUCAAGGCGUGCCGUGCACGAGGCAUCACUGUACCCAUUGUCCCAGGCAUCAUGUGCAUCCAGAACCAGGGCGGGUUUGGGCGCAUGACCAAGUUCUGCCGCAGCCGCGUGCCGGCCUCCCUCCGCAAGCAGAUGGAAGACGCAGGGGAUGACAAGGAGGCUGUGCGACAGGUGGCGAUCAAGUUUGGUGCCGACCUCAGCCGCAAGCUGCUGGAGAUGGGUGCACCAGGCCUCCACUACUACACCCUCAACCUCGAAAAGGUUACGCUUGGCAUUCUCUCGGAGCUUGGGUUGAAGAAGUGAUGGUGAUGAUGCUCCACGUACACACGCAUGCACACGUUCAUCCCAUGCACCUUUGUCGUCUCUCUUCGGUUAAGCUGCUGUACUUGCCUGCUUUUGUUUGUCGUCAGUUCUAGUUGCCCGUUCGUUGUUUGCUCUCUGUCUCGGUCUCUCUCUUCCUCGCCUUUGUGGUUGAUCUUGUUCCCUCCUACUCCACCUGCAGCCACAAGCACAUAAUCAAUCCUGUGUCUGUGUGUGUGUGUGUGUCUGUGUCUGUGGCUGUGUGUCUGUGGCUGUGUGUGUGUGUGUCUGUAUGUGCCACACAUUUCCAUGUUCAUCCUUGUGCCUGCCUGACCCUUGCUGUUACAUUUCCAACCACAACAAUGAAGAACGAACGAGAGAA